This is a messenger RNA of Salvia miltiorrhiza (redroot sage), 1200 nucleotides long. RefSeq lists its product as uncharacterized. The record is from RefSeq and is a predicted model, not a curated record. Bases 514 to 1023 code for a protein of 169 amino acids. The transcript has 2 exons. Lineage: Eukaryota; Viridiplantae; Streptophyta; Magnoliopsida; Lamiales; Lamiaceae.
GUAGAAAUACCCUCGCAAACGAGUUCAACAUAGUCAAAGAUAUCUGAAACUGUUAUCAUUUUUUACAAUUCUAUUCUGCACAAAUAAUUUUGACCAAAUAAUUUUUAAACGAUGGGAAACUAUGUAAUCCAUUCUUGAUAAAAUUGUGGUACUUAAGCCGUGUGGAUCAUCGCCAAUUUGAUGUGGAUAAAUAGAGUUGCACGGUAAAUUAUCGGAAUUGAAUUUUCGAUAAUUAGGGAUAGAUUUUAAAAAUGUGUUUGAGAUGUAGAAGAAGAGUACCUUGAGCCUGAAACUAAUACCUUAAAUAUAGCAUGUGAUGAGAUGUAGAAGAAGAUCCCACUUUUUUCUAAAAAGAGGAAAGCAGUUGCUGCUAUAAAACCUGAGACUUGAGAAGUAACAUUCAUAACCGCCUUCAUCCUUAGCUAAAUCCCAGCCGAAAUUUUUGCCUGCAGACAUAAUGGGACAAAUCUUGCAGCACCAACUUCCAAUUACUCUCUCUCUCAACGCAUUCUUAUGUACAGUCAUGAUCACCAACUCACACACUUGCUUCCAUGUAAAGAAAACCUACUUUCAUCACUGCAAAUUUCUCAACAUCAUACAGCAAACGAAACAAAAAUGUCCAGUGAUCAAUAUGCUAAUGAAGCUAGCACAUCAAGAAGCAAGAAGCAGUUGGUACAGCUGAGGAGUGCCUCAGCUUCAAAUCCAGCGGACUGCAGAGGAAAAGCUGAAAUCAAACAGCUCGAGGGAAGAUUGAAGGUUCUUGAAGAAGAGGCACAAAUCUUGAAGGUGGCUCUGCUGGAGAGCAUGGAAGAAAGUAGAACGCUAAUUACUGACAUACAUCUGCAUUUUCACACCAUACAAAGUCGCCUAUUGCAACAACAAGCAGAGAGAGGAGAAUCAUAUAGCCAUAGCAUUCAGAUAGUGAAGGAAAGACGACCAGGUCUACUGCAGAUCCUAUACCAAGAAUCAAAUCCAUCAAUUGUCAACAACCAAAGCAGUAUUACAAGAUUCAACCUAAGUUGAUUUCGAGAGUCUAGGACUAGUUCUAUUUCGUUGGUUUGCUUUACACUUCAUGUAAACAGUUUAUUGUUUCCAGACAUUAUACGGCCAUGUAGUGAGAGCAACAUUUUACUGAAAUAAAUUCUGGAAACGAGUACAAGUUGUGAAGCAAUUCUUUCUUUCAAUGACUUUUCCAACUGC